GCGGCGCAUUGUCAAAUGUGAUUACAAAUUUUGUAAUAACUUUCGAAACUAGUGGUGACAAAGCUGGUUUAAGUAAUUAGUGCAAUUCCGAGGGUGAAACAGUAUUGAAUUACAUAACAAAAUAGAAAUCUGUUGUAAGAAUAAUGAUUAAACGCUCGAAAUUACCUUCUAACCUAACUUAACAGCUUUUCAAAAAUGUUUGAUAUGUUUCAGAUCAUGAAGCUCAGGCAGGUUUUGUUGUUAAAAAACUAUUUCUUAACAUUAGUCGGUUUGUUGGUUUUUGUUAUAAAGACAGAAAGUGGACCAAAUAAUUUACACGUUCAUGACGGUGCCACAACGGCUGAAAUAAUAGCUGGUGAUAUAUUUUUUGAAAUAAUUGACCCCCUAGAAUUAGAAUAUACAUACAGAAUAAGGCCUGCCAAAGAUUUUGGAGCACCUUUUAAUGAAUCGUUUUAUAUAAAACAUGUCCCUCUUGUGCCUAUUCAACCAAAAUUCGGUUGUACGCCUCCUGAGAAUCUUGAGGAUAUUGAAGGAAAUGUUGCUCUAAUUGAAAGAGGGGAAUGUUCAUUCAAAAUGAAAGCAAUAAUCGCUGAAAAAGCCGGUGCACAAGCGGUAAUUAUAACAGAUGUUUCCAAGCCGACUGAAGAAUACUUUAUUGAGAUGAUUGAUGAUGACUCAUCUGAUGAAGUUCACAUACCUGCAGCUUUUCUCAUGGGGAAAAACGGUAUUAUGAUAACAAAAACUCUGGAAAGGUUGAAAAGAUCAUAUGCAAUAAUUAAUUUACCCGUAAAUUUAACGUUCACACCAGUACAUGAAAUGAAUCAGCCACCAUGGUUGGGAUGGUAAUUGAUACCCCAGUUCUAAGUUGAAUGAAACACAAAUCAGGGUCAAGUUCCUCAAUUUUUAACCCCAUUUGGACACUGUACUUAUUUUUAUUUAUUGCCAAAUAAUUUAUUUACUGGUGUGGGGUUGUAAUUUUGUACAUAUUAACAUCGUCUGAAAUGGCCACUCGUGUGCCAUGUGUGGAAAAAUUGCUCACCUCUAGUCAACUUAGCAAUAAUUUUUUAAAGAAUUUACAGUUUUACUUGUUUGUACAUAUCACUUUAUUUAUUGAAAUAAAUUUUAAGACGUUA
Messenger RNA from Tribolium madens (black flour beetle), 1133 nucleotides. RefSeq names its product PRADC1-like protein. The coding region runs from base 196 to 846 and encodes 216 amino acids. NCBI's taxonomy places the organism in Eukaryota, Metazoa, Arthropoda, Insecta, Coleoptera, Tenebrionidae. The record is from RefSeq and is a predicted model, not a curated record. The transcript is spliced from 4 exons.